AUGGCGCCUCUAACAGCGGCCUCUGACGACAAGACGCAUCAAGCUCUCCUGGACAAACUUGACAUUUACGCGGUACCCAAGCCUUUCCGCAACCCCAACUGGAAGCCUCCACAACGCCGCAACAAAAACCUCAAGCAGAUCCUCGGCGAGGCAUCGCGCAAAGAAGCCUCAGUAAUGGCUACGCAGAACAACAGUGGUAACUCGACACCUGCUGUAGCGACUGAAGGCACCACGGGCCGCCAACCCAACAUCGCCCAAGCAGCCCAGAGCCUAAGCACGCUGGUGCUGGAGAAGAACGGCAGAGCUGCUGCUGGGCCGGCGCCUACAUAUACCAACAUCGAGUCAGCCCCGAGCUUUCACCCGAGCAGUCAAAAGAAGUACUGCGACAUCACCGGUCUCCCUGCGCCAUACACCGACCCCAAGACGCGUCUACGCUAUCACAACAAGGAAGUCUUUGGAGGCAUCCGGACCAUGCCGCAGAAUGUAUCCGAGGGCUAUCUCGCCGCCAGAGGUGCACACACAAUCUUGAAGUGA
This is a messenger RNA of Alternaria ventricosa, 534 nucleotides long. RefSeq lists its product as uncharacterized. The transcript has a single exon. Bases 1 to 534 code for a protein of 177 amino acids. The record is from RefSeq and is a predicted model, not a curated record. Gene Ontology annotation, cellular component: Ino80 complex. NCBI's taxonomy places the organism in Eukaryota, Fungi, Ascomycota, Dothideomycetes, Pleosporales, Pleosporaceae. Gene Ontology annotation, biological process: chromatin remodeling.